Molecule: messenger RNA, 2029 nt
Organism: Oppia nitens
Lineage: Eukaryota; Metazoa; Arthropoda; Arachnida; Sarcoptiformes; Oppiidae
Gene: mRpS30
Product: 28S ribosomal protein S30, mitochondrial-like
Exons: 4
Coding region: 104-1873 (589 amino acids)
Biological process (GO): translation
Cellular component (GO): ribosome; mitochondrion; mitochondrial large ribosomal subunit
Molecular function (GO): structural constituent of ribosome
Source: RefSeq, a predicted model, not a curated record
UGUGUUUGUCUUUUUGAGAAAUAUUGUAAAUAUUUGUAUAAAAACUUUUGAAUUAAAAUUCAAUGAAAUUGUUAUCACUUUUUAAACACAUUUAUUGAAUGAAAUGAUCACAAAAUUAGUGCAAACAGAGUGUCGAUUGUUGUCCGCAAAUGCUGUCAACAAAUGUUAUAAUCAAAUGAGACACUUGUCUGACACGACAACCUCCCGAUCGACCAACGAGUCGAUCACCUCAUCGUUUACGUCGACCCAAACGGAAGGAGUCCAGGAAAGGGCGGCCAAACGGCCCGUCAGUUAUCUUCCCGACCAUUUACCGCAAAAUCAGAAAUGGAUAUUACAGAAGCCGUGGUGGAGGUAUCGAUGGAUUAUUAAUAUCAAUACAGAGGAUAAAAAGCAUACCGACUGGUCUGAGACACCCGAAUAUCCAACACUGAAUGACCCGACGAGAGAGGGCUUCAAAAAAGACUUUCGGCUCGAAUGGUAUGAGUCCAUCAAAAGGUUGCCGACGGCACAGCAAAAGGAGUUUGAAAUUUGCAAACAUUACAGACAUUUGUCGUACUUCGUGGAGCCGGUUGUGUGUCAAUAUAACUCUCUGCCACUACAACAGUAUAUUACAAGAACUUAUCUCAUUUCUGGUCAUUUGCCCUUUGAUUACAAUCAGAUGAAUGUCGACCAUAUUGUCGACGAUCAGCUCAAGCGUCAGAUUCUCGACUCAAUUGCUUUGCAUUUAUUUCAAACUAAACAAAGAUCGCCAUCGAUUGAGUUUAAGACAUCAUUUGUUCCAAAUAUAUGUUACUAUGAUUUGGAUCAGCUCAGUGAAGAUCGCGUCAAGAUUGGUGCUCAAGAGGAUACUAUACACGAUUGCAUUGCAAUUGUACGCAAAGCACUUCAGUCAAAGUACAUUCAUUUGUCAAAUCUUCAGACUGAUUUAGACGCUUAUGUAUGUAGCAGUUGGUGGAUGAAUAGCUUUCCCAUACCUUUUCGUAAGAAAAAGUGGUUUAAAGAUAUGGAUAAUAUGGACCAACAGUUUACUUACAAAGGACUACAUCCGUUACAAUUGAGAAGUGAGAGACCAUUACCUCCAGUAAUUUCACCCGAAGAUGAUAUUUGUACUAAAAGUGAAAUUCCUGAAUAUAAACACCAAUUGAUUCCAAUGGGUUAUAAAAUGAAAAGACAUACGUUUACUAAUUUACCCGGUUUUUGGUGCAAUCACUCCAAUGGAUUUGAUUUUCCAAAUCUUAUUUGUCAUUCACGUCACGACUUGAAAAUACGCGAAAUUAAAAACCAAAAAACGUUUGGCGACGACCAACAAGUGUUGGACGGAAUGGCUAUUAUGUCUUCAUUCGGAUGGCUCAAUAGUUUGGCCUCUAAUCUUGGUUUUACCACUUAUCACGAAUUGACUUAUCCUCUGGUGACACAUGUAAUCAUAACAGAUGGCCAGUUCUGGUCAUUCUAUGUGUAUCAGCUCAAUACACACAGCUUUCAUAGUGAUGUCGACACCAAUGCCUUACGUAACAUCUGUUGGAGUUCUGGUGAACUCAAGCUUUUCGAUAGCUAUGAAAACGGACAGCUCGUUGGUGUCAACGAUCAGGUCAUCAAACUAUUAGUUAAAUUUUUAGUUCGUGAGCCACAACUUGAGAAUUAUUGUGAGCUUCGGCCGUAUCUGAGUGCUGAUAACCGAGACGAUUGGGAUAUUCAAGAAUUAGGUUAUUCAUUGAGACGAAAGUAUUCAAAUCAUGUGAGCAGUUUUGUUAAGAAACGACAACAAAUUCAUUUAUGGGAAAAGAUAUUCAAAUAUCAUAAGGAAGCGCUUCCCAUACCUCAUAUCAGAUCGAGACCUAAGAUGGACUUUAAAUAUCCACCAUAUUAUCCAUAGAUAUGAAUGAAAUACGUUGAAUAAUAAAAUGUAAUUUUAUAUUAAAACAACUUUAGUUAAUCCAUAUUGUAUUGUAGAUUAAAUUUUAUUAUUAUUAUUAUAAGUUAAUCAACAACUACUGAGUAUAUAAUUUAAUAAAUAAUGAUAAUAACAAUU